CAAAUAUUAUGAUAAGUUUCCACAAGGGCAUUUUCGUCAUUCUGUGGUCAGCAAAGUCAAAAGCUAAACUAAGAUCUUCUCCGUCCGACAAGAUACAAAGACACGAAACACAAAUGCCCUAUUUAAUGCAAAGAUCACACACACACUUAGCCUCAUUCACUAAGAUCCUUAAUUGGAUUGCCUUCAUCAGAAUCUUUCUCCCUUGAGAGUUCUAGGAGAUCUUCAACAGGUUCGACAAUACAUUUAUAUACACACAUGCAAAUAUUUAUGCACGUAUGUUUCUGCUCAUACACACGUUAACAAGUUCAUUUAUAAUCAUGAAUCUAAUUAUGGAUCAAAAGUGUGUUUGAUUUAUACAUUAUCUUUAGAUUGAUGAACUUUUUUUUGGUCAAAGAUUGAAGCAAUUCUAUAUGCUUAAUUCUCUAGGUUAUUUUUAUUUUUUCAAUAAUACUUUCUACGUACAUAACAAUAUUCGUGUUAUAGCUAGUAAUAAUGGGGCGAUCACCAUGUUGCGAUGAGAAUGGUCUAAAGAAAGGGCCAUGGACACAAGAGGAGGAUGAUAAACUGAUAGAUCACAUUCAAAAACAUGGCCAUGGCAGCUGGAGAGCUCUUCCAAAGCAAGCCGGUUUAAACCGAUGCGGAAAGAGUUGUAGAUUAAGAUGGACCAACUACUUGAGACCUGACAUCAAGAGAGGAAAUUUCACUGAAGAGGAAGAACAAACUAUUAUCAACCUCCAUUCCCUUCUUGGAAACAAGUGGUCGUCGAUAGCCGGUAAUCUUCCUGGAAGAACGGACAAUGAAAUAAAAAACUAUUGGAACACACAUUUGAGAAAGAAACUUCUCCAAAUGGGGAUUGAUCCGGUGACCCAUAGGCCAAGAACCGACCAUCUAAACGUUUUAGCAGCUCUCCCGCAGCUUAUAGCCGCCGCAAAUUUCAACAGCCUCUUGAAUCUCAACCAAAAUGUGCAACUGGAUGCAACAACUCUUGCUAAAGCUCAACUGCUACACACUAUGAUUCAAGUCCUUAGCACCAAUAACAACACCACCAAUCCUUCUUUUUCUUCAUCAACUAUGCAAAACAGUAACACCAAUCUCUUUGGCCAAGCUUCUUACUUAGAGAACCAAAAUCUUUUUGGUCAGUCUCAAAACUUCUCUCACAUUCUUGAGGAUGAGAAUUUGAUGGUCAAAACCCAAAUUAUUGAUAACCCUUUGGACUCUUUUUCUUCCCCCAUACAACCCGGUUUUCAAGAUGAUCAUAAUUCACUCCCUCUAUUGGUUCCGGCGUCUCCUGAAGAAUCUAAAGAAACUCAAAGGAUGAUCAAGAACAAAGACAUCGUCGAUUACCAUCAUCAUGAUGCUUCAAACCCUUCAUCAUCAAACUCAACGUUUACACAAGAUCAUCAUCACCCAUGGUGUGACACUAUUGAUGAUGGAGCAAGUGAUUCUUUUUGGAAAGAGAUAAUAGAGCAAACUUGUUCGGAACCAUGGCCAUUUCCUGAAUAGACAAGAUUGAAAAAUGAUUAAAGAGAGAGUAUAUUUAUUUUUCUUGUUAUUUGUUGUCGAUAGAGUUAAAAGCAUAUUUAUUCUUCACUAAUCCUUACCGUGUUUUUUUUGUAAGACCAUGUGUGUGUGGUAAACAUUGAUCUUGUACAAACUUGAUUACAUUACUGUAUUAAUACAAAUAUUCGUGUUUGUAAUUACUUUCAUAAAUCUAAUUUAUCUGCUUUACAAAAAAAAUACAAACGUUGAUUUCUUUUUGUUUUCAAAUAUAUAAAGUACAAAGACGAACGCAAAUAUAUUCUUCCAUUUGAUUUCUUAUUAAAUUAAAAAGUAAAUAUACUAUCUACACGUAAACGCAUACGCCAAUGCAAUAAAAACAAUUUGUCUCCUAUUAAUUAUAAUCUAGUCAACACGUAAAAAAC
Messenger RNA from Arabidopsis thaliana (thale cress), 1922 nucleotides. It is a transcript of the gene MYB9, whose product is annotated as myb domain protein 9. The record is from RefSeq and is marked reviewed. Gene Ontology annotation, molecular function: DNA binding. Bases 493 to 1503 code for a protein of 336 amino acids. Gene Ontology annotation, cellular component: nucleus. The transcript has 3 exons. NCBI's taxonomy places the organism in Eukaryota, Viridiplantae, Streptophyta, Magnoliopsida, Brassicales, Brassicaceae. Gene Ontology annotation, biological process: regulation of DNA-templated transcription; DNA-templated transcription.